This is a messenger RNA of Amphiprion ocellaris (clown anemonefish), 2518 nucleotides long. RefSeq names its product GIPC PDZ domain containing family, member 3 (gene gipc3). The coding region runs from base 141 to 1145 and encodes 334 amino acids. The transcript has 6 exons. The record is from RefSeq and is a predicted model, not a curated record. Gene Ontology annotation, molecular function: protein binding. NCBI's taxonomy places the organism in Eukaryota, Metazoa, Chordata, Actinopteri, Pomacentridae.
UUAGCAGUGUUCUUCACCCUGAAGCUCUGGGUGGUUGGUUGGUUGGUCAACUAAGCGUGGGGAAGGACAGUGUUUCUUUUUCUGUCAGAGCUGUGCGCCACCAGGGCUCCCAGAGGAGGACCAAACCUGAGCAAGGGCUGAUGCAGAACGGGGAAGUUAUGAGCCCGCAGGACUCCAAGGCAGUGGGGGCCGAGGCCAUGGAGGAGCAGAAGGCCCAGAACCACAGCCAGAAUCAGGGUUGUUUGGAGCCCACAGCGCCUCCGCUUCCUCCCCCCUCACCACCGCCACCAGGGCCACCAGAAUAUCCGAGACCGAGGCUCAUCUUCCACACCCAGCUGGCUCAUGGGAGUCCCACAGGCCGCAUCCAUGGAUUCACCAAUGUCAAGGAGCUGUAUGCCAAGAUCGCUGAAGUGUUCAACAUCUCCCCCUCAGAGAUCCUGUUCUGCACCCUCAACUCUCAUAAAGUAGACAUGCAGAAGCUGCUGGGGGGACAGAUUGGACUGGAGGACUUCAUCUUCGCUCAUGUUAGAGGCGAGACCAAAGAAGUGGAGGUGACAAAGACAGAGGAUGCUCUGGGUCUCACCAUCACAGACAAUGGAGCUGGAUAUGCUUUCAUUAAGAGGAUAAAAGAAGGCAGCACCAUAGACCGACUGAAGACAGUAUGUGUUGGUGACCACAUUGAGGCCAUCAAUGACCAGAGCAUUGUAGGAUGUCGACACUAUGAGGUGGCUAAGAUGCUAAAAGAGCAACCGAGAGGCAUACCGUUCACUCUUCGACUUGUGGGGCCUAAGAAGGCCUUUGAUAUGAUUGGAAUGAGGACCAGAGCGCCGAAAUCUAAUGAGGGCAAGAUGGUGAACGGGAAGGAGACGCUGCGACUUCGCUCCAAAGGUUCUGCUACAGUUCAGGAAGUGCAGAAUGAGUUUGAGGAGCAGGCCACCAAGAAAGUGGAUGACCUGCUGGAGAGCUACAUGGGCAUCAGAGACCUGGAGCUGGCAACCACGAUUGUUGAAGCGGGCAAAGACAAGAAGAACCCCGAUGACUUUGCAGAGGCGCUGGAUUCAGUUCUGGGAGAUUUUGCUUUCCCUGAUGUGUUUUUGUUUGAUGUAUGGGGAGCUAUUGGAGAUGUCAAAAAUGGCAGAAUCUAGAUGUUUAUUGUAUACAGAAGAGUGAGUAAAAUCUCUGUUCUCUGGUACGCCCAGUUGUUAAAAAAAAAAAAAAAAAGUGACACGUAGAAGUGUUUUAAUGUUGCUUUUUCAGUCAAUUUAUCCAUCCAAUUAUUUUCUUUUCAGUCACAACUGGGCCAGCGAUUAAUUCUGACAACUGCACAGUAGUUCUAAAUGUAUUUGUUUUGAAUUCAGAGCUGAUUAAUUCUCAAGGGUGGAAAAAUAGUGACAGUAACAUUUGCUUGCUCACCAAUAUACAGGCCUUUUACAAGUUGGAUUUAAGACAGACGUUUACAAAAUGACCUUCCCAUAUGUACAGAACAUCAUGAAAAAGAUGCAUUUGUUCACAAACUGCAACAGUGGGUAUCAGUGAGCCAUCUAGAAACCCAGGAAGUUUGAAAAGCACCAGGAAACGUUUCUCCUCUGAUGAAAGCCCACUGAGGAAAAACAGGAAAGGAACAUUUUUCAUUUCAAAGUCAGAAUGCAUUUGUCUGCUUCUGUGUGCAUCUCUGAUUUAACCCCAAAAAUUCAAAAAAUAACUACAAUUUAAAUAUUCUCCAUCUUCAAGCGGGUGACUGAUCUGAACUUGAACUUGCAAAAAUAUCUGUUUUAAGACAUUAAACAAACAGAUUACCUGAAAACAGGAUACCAAGGAGCUCCAGCUGUACCGCACUAAUUUGCAAUUCAGAUUUCACAUCAUGACUGUCAAACGAACUCAAACCAUAACUGCCCACAGUAAAAAGACAUAAAUAAGCUCCGUGCAUGCCUGUGCCUAAGCUUGUGUGCAUGUAAACUGUUUCCGUGGAUUUCCUUGCAAUGUUUUUGCCAGUAAAAAAUGAAGGUCUUUAUGCUCACUGAUAUUAAAAUUCCAUCAUAUCACAUACUCACUUGCUUUCCACUUUUGCCAUGUUUCAAAGACACAGAGAAUUUGUUUGAUUCAAAGAGAGAAUGUAAAUAUAUUUCAGCAGUUGGUUGCAGAUUUUAUACUUCAGUAUCACUGCACUUGAUUUCAAAGUGUUUUUGUGUAUCUGCAUUGAAGAUUCUUUACUGUAAAAAACAUGGUAGCAUCAGACUACACAUUGGAGUUGAACAGUUAUAUAUGUUGUCUGGCUCACCAAACAACGUGAACAAGAUUUACGGUCUUUUUUUUCCCCUUUUUUUCUUUUUCCCGCAAACAGCCACAUUUCAAAAUGCAAUUUGAUUUCUGGCUGCACAGUUUUAACUACAUCAGUAUUUAUCAUCAGGUAGUGAUGUUUUGUUUUGACGCUUUGUAUAUGAUUGCUCCUCUUUAUGAAGACCUGAAAAUGUAUGGCGCAUUUUACAUGUUUAAGCUUUAAAUAAAGUGGUUCAACUCA